Molecule: messenger RNA, 12588 nt
Organism: Babesia sp. Xinjiang
Lineage: Eukaryota; Apicomplexa; Aconoidasida; Piroplasmida; Babesiidae
Product: Cytoplasmic dynein 1 heavy chain 1
Exons: 4
Coding region: 1-12588 (4195 amino acids)
Biological process (GO): microtubule-based movement
Cellular component (GO): dynein complex
Molecular function (GO): minus-end-directed microtubule motor activity; ATP binding; dynein intermediate chain binding
Source: RefSeq, a predicted model, not a curated record
AUGAAUACCAGCCUCUCAGAAGGUGAAACCGUAAGCAACGGCGCCGUGGGCCACGGCAUAUUUAUGAGAGCUGUCAAACACGUUGCUGACGUAUCAGCCUCAUAUCUCGAUCUAGAAUAUAAUGAUGUGGUCGAAUGUCUUGCUAAGAAUGAAAAAUUUGUUCGAAGCGUCCUUUUGGGUGGCUAUCAUAAGAAUAGUGCAUUAGUGGUUGCAGCACAAAGGUCAAAUCAGACAGGUGAAAAGAAGGAGAUAUUACUGCAAGCCGGAUGGGAAGACUUAUUCAAUGAAGAGAAAGAAGCGGUUGCUUUCAUUGCCGUAAAUGAAAUCAAACCGUUGAAGAACGCAGAUGUAGAGACCAUUCCGUGGCACAUCUUACCAUUCGUAUGGAAACCUGGAGUUUCACCUUGCAAAACAGCACUCAGAUUCUUAGAGGAUAUGAUAUAUCCGUUACUAGAAAAUGAAAAAUACAAAUGUGGCUAUGACAACAAUCGGCAUUGCUGCCUUAACGACGCACUCAAUGGAAUCAACCGCGUCAGCAACAUUCUGCAGCAGGUUGAAUCUCAGUCAAGUAUACGCCAUGCUCAUUUUGCUGUGGGAGAAUCCUUAAGCAGAGUUGCCAUGUAUGUAGGCACUGGCGCAAAGAAUUGGAAUAUCCAAAUACCGAACGAUGUCAUGUUGGAAGAUAUCAAACAUAAUGUAGUAGAGUGGUCAGCCGAAGUAGCGCGUAUUUUGGGUUUAUAUCGGUCGGUGUUAAGUGAUGUGUCUGAAUCCAGCUGUUCGGACACAACUGAUGAUAACAUUGCGGGUACGGAAUCGUCAAAUUCUGUGUAUAGUGACUCGUCCUCAGCCACGUCCUCGGAUUCCACGGACUCAUUGGUCUACGAAUCUGGGAGCGAAUCAGACUCUCAAAAUCUUGAUCUAAUCAUGCGUAACAGUUGGUCCAUUUCCUCCGUCACUGGCUGCGAGAUGCCCAUGAAUGUUCAGGAAGAAGUUAACUUCUGGCUCAACUAUGAAAACGCACUAACGGAUCUGCAUGAACGAAUUGGAUCGACUACCGUUGAAUACACCCUAGGACUUUUGGAAUUUAACAUGGUGGAUGUAGAUAAUAUAUAUUGCUUUGGGGACGCCGUUGACACAACGUCAGAGCUGCUUAAUUACGUAGAGAAUAUAAAUAUUCUAAUGCAAGGAUUCCCGGUGAGUGCUCUAAGAGAGGCUAAUAACAUAUAUGUUCUCAAGGAAGCCGUUGAACUAGUCUUGAAACAUUUGGCUAAAGCUAAGUAUCUCAAGCACUACAGCAGCAGAAAACUUACGGAAAUGGUCUUAGGGCUAACUACGGAUAUGCUUCAUUCUUGCUAUGUGAUUUUUCGUGAUUCCAUAGAUUUUGCAUCAUCUAAGGACCUGUAUACAUUCCCAGCCCAAGACCUGGAUGAGAUCUUAAAUGCCUGGAAAACUGGUAUCACCCAUCUUAAGAAUUCAUUGGAAGGGGAUAUAGGAACCUCUAUUUCGUUAUCUGUAAUACCAUCAACAACUUUAGUGUCGGAAACGCAAGAGGUUUUACAUUCUUUUCACCAAUGUGAGCCAAAACAUGAAACAACUGUUAAAGAUGUAAAGAUCCUUAUGGAACUUAAACGUUUAUAUGGCAACAUUUGUCGUGAUGGAUAUGGCGUACCCAAGAAAACUACUACAGAUUUAGAAAAGCAGUCUGUAGACUCAGCUAAGCAAUUAUAUACCUGCUUUUUGUCAAAUGUUAAGAAGAAGCUGCGUGAUACGAACGUUUUGGACUUUAAGAAUAUUUACCCCUGCAUCAAUUCAUUUGUAUACAUCUUAAACCAAGUGGAACUGCUUGUGAAACAAGAAUUUUCUGCUCUUAUUGGUGAUGUUAAUAGAAUUCAGGGCAUACCUCAACUCCUGUCUUACGCCAGGGGACUGUCAAUUUGUGAUGGAACUAAAUUUGGAGUGGAUGUCUUUGGAAAUAUACUGAAUCUCGUAUGGAGUGAAGUGAAAUGUGUGGAAUCACAAUGCCUUAUGCUGAAGGGCGACUUGCAAACGAUGUUCUGCUAUGUUCCUAUAAAUGAUACAGCUAAUGGGGUACUGAACAUUGCCAGGAUGAAGGGAAAAUUGGAGGCUAUACAGCACCUCCUAGUAUUGUUGGGUCAUUUUGUUGACGCAGAUAGCCUUCGCCCUCUUCAAGAUGCAGUAGAUUCUCUGGACGUAGGUAUCAUGGACAUUAAAUCUCAAGAUGUCAAAGAAGAUGGAAUGGGCAUCUGCAAAACGGCCAUUAGACCAUACAGUGAACAUGUACAAGGUACGGCUGAUAAUGUCAACAUUCCUUUCACCGAUUCGUUGGAAUAUGUAACUACUUGUACCUACAUGAAUUUUUCUGCCCUCUCACUUAAGAAUGUCCCUAGAUGUCAAAUGGAUUCCUCUCUAUCUAUAGUUUUGGCAAUUAAACACAUAGUUGAGGCGCUUUCCUUUAUGGGAAGACACAAAUCGAAAGAUAACGACGAGAAUUGGAAAACUACACUAGAACUUCCAGAAGACUUGGCAGGGGCCUUAGAAACUAACAGAUGGGACAACCUAUUCAAUCCCAACACAAUAGAAGCAAUUUACAAGAUUUUGAACAGUCGUUUUUUGGAGUUUUCUCAUAUGGUUGCGAUGGAAUCAAUCGGCGAUGUUAUUUAUGCACACGCACCAUCACUCACGUUGACGGAGGUCUUGCAAACAUUAUCACGGCAAUUGAAGCCAUUAACAUUGUUUUUUAGUUCGAAUGAAAGCGAAAGAAACGUCAUUCAUGAGGUCUAUCUCAAAGAGAAAGUAACUAAAAUCAUCAAUCAAUGGCUAAGUCAAGCGAUUAACGGUUGUUUGUCUACUUAUGCCAACGAUGAGCUAGUUACAGAUGAUUUGGUAGUUCGAUUCAUUGAAGUCUAUGAAGAACCUCUAAUGGAGCCUCCGCUAGAGGUAGUGCAACAAAGGUUGUAUGAGAACUUGGAAUCAAAAACGAAUAUUACGAGGGAAGUUGUAGAGGAAAUUCAAGUUUUUUCUUCUUCUGAGCAUGAUGAAUUGUAUAAGAAUAUUAACAAUCAAUUAAACGAUGCCAAAGGUGAGAUGAACUCGAUAUUGUCACACCUUGAGGAGCAGUUCAACCAAUGGAAAAACUUUGAGUUGAACUGGCAAAGACACUUCGAAAGGCAGCGUCAAGACACGGCUGACAUUUCCACCUUGGUAAAAGAGUUGGAUGGGAUAUUGCAGUGCCGUUUUGUAGCGAAUCCAGUAGGACCUCUAACAAUAUCAAUACCAGAUGAAACUCACAAACAAAAAACAAAACGCUUAGAACGUUCUAUAAUCAGUUUAAUAUGCGAAAUGGCCCUCAUUUCAAGCCAAGAAUUGGAGAACAGUCUCUCUAAUAUCGAAAAGGCCUUCGGCUCUGACACCCUGGCCGAGGCAGCAGUCAGCCCCAGCAAUUCCCCAUCUAUGGCCACUCAGGUUACGCAUGACCCAAAUGUAUCAAUUGAGCCAUGCCAAAUAGCUAACGAGUUUGAUUACGCAACAUUCGACGGUUUGGUCGAAAAAUUAAAGGCGGAGCGCCCCAACAAAUCUGGCCUAGCAGUCCUGGUUGAUAGCUACAUCCAGGAUUGUACAUCGCUGGAAAACUCUUUCAAACCUAUAUAUGAUAUAUGUAUAGCAACUCAGAAUCUUAACAAACAUCAAGCAGAAUGGUUAGAAUUGGCGGAAUCUCUUCUAUUCUUAGAGAGGAGGUCUAAAAAAUGCAGUGUAGAGCUACCCGGGGCCUGGAUAUUUUCAGAGAAGAUAAAACGCCGUAUAGGACACCUGGCGUUGCUUGCUACUCGUACAUCGGACACCAUUUUCCGUAACAUCAGGGAAACAAUUGUUGAAUUACCUGAGGUUUACGGGAACAUCCAAGAGCUUCUUCGCUUACAAUGGAGGAAACUUAAGGAUAACAUUGAUAACGAUCGUGUAGACAACGGGGUUGUAGUUCCGCUUCUCACAGAACUCGAAACUAACUGUCAUAUCGUGAAAAAACAUAUGUUAACCCUGCAUGAUAUCCUCCGAGUCACGUUAGAUAUUGAGGCGACUCAAGACCACGGAAUGGAUCACAUACUUGCGUGCAUGGAAGAGAUAGUACAAUACAAGAAGCAGUGGAGCGAUGCAAGUAUCUUCCUUAUUCAAUAUGAAGACAUUUUAAAGUCUGAACCAACUCAAAAAGCACUUCCGAGGAUACGGCAGGAGGUGGCAACGGUGAAAGAAGGUUUGGGCAAGAUGAAUUUGCUAUGGAAAGGUAUGGAAAACAAAAUCAAGGCCCUGGAAACGCUGCUAAAUGGCAACGUGGUUGCUUUUCUCGACGACCAGAAGUUUAUAGAGUGCGUGAAAACUCUUGUAGGAUCAAGCACCUUUUCACUCACCGAUGUCGCAGGUACCUUGACGCUGAAAUAUUGGCUGGCGGUAAACGAAAAGUACUGCAUGGAGCUCAAAGAAAUAGUAAAAGCUCUCGAAUUUCACAAAGCUGCCAAUGACUACAUCGACCAACUCAGCGCUAAAUGGCAAUCUACAGAAUUUUUGUGGCUUUCCGAGGAUAUUUCUUUAGGGGUUGCCGAGCAGGAAGGAUGCAACAAGAGUCUAAUCUGGAAACUGCAAAAUGGUGAAUCACUGUUGUAUUAUAUAGAUGAUUCUAUAGCGUUCUUGAACACCUACAUAAGCUCAGCUUACGCUGGUGAAAUAAAAGGUGAUCUUGCCGAUUGGAUAAAUAAAUUAUCGUCGACUCGGACUUUUAUAGAAGAAUGGGUGUUAGUUGAAAACAAAUUAAAGUAUAUAACAAACAUUUUUGCAUCGCCCAUCGUACAGCAGAAAUUAGUUCAGCAAUGUGAAGAUUUGAAACAGUUGAUAAAGCAUCAGGAUUCGCUGGUUGGAACGACAAAAUACCUUUCUAACGCAUCGCAAUGGUUGGGUAGUCUGUCAGAUAUGGCAUCCAGAAUCGGUUUGUUGGAGGACAAACUGAGGUCGUAUUUGGAUGACCAACGUUUCCUUUGUCCUCGUUACUUCUUCCUUCGUGACAAUGAACUUUUUCAUAUCAUAGGAAUGGGCACCGCUGAGUACAUGGCGGACAAUAUAUCCAAAAUGUUCCCCGGAGUUGCUAGCUUUAAUGUUGAAGAUGGAGUUAUAUCUUCUGUCAAAUCCAAGGAUUCAGAAGUAAUGCUUUUGCAUAAAAAAAUACCCAUACUAGGCAUUGAACCAAACGAACUCAUAUUGAGAUUGGAUGAAGCCAUUAAAGAAACCAUACAGUCACAAAUCAUGUCUAGCAUCCAACAGUUGGAAGACAUUUACUCAUGUGAUACUUUUGAUUCCAGAUCGUACUGUAAAUGGGUGGCCAGCUCUAUUUCUCAAGCUCUUAUAGUAUCACAAUCAAUAAUGUGGACCAGGAUGAUGGAGCUAAUGACGUCAUAUCGAGAUUUUGAACGUUUGGAGUCAUUGCUAAAUUCGUUCAUCAAAUGUGCUGCGAGCCAUCUCGAGAGAGAUGCUACAGUGUUACAAAAACUGGAAAAGCUCUCAAUAUUUCUAAUAUACCAGCUGCAGAAAACACAGCUGCUAGGUACAACGCAGAAACAUUGUUCAAGUUGGCAACGCUGCAUUCGUUAUUACAUCAAUCCGUCUGGUUUUGUCGAGCUGCGUAUUGGGUCCAAAGUCUAUCCGUAUGGCUAUGAGUUUCUGGGUAUAGGAGCUAAUCUAAUCGUGACAUCACUGACUGAAAAAUGCCUAACGUCCAUCGCGGAAGCAAUGCAGAAUUGCCUCAUAGCUAACCCACAGGGCCCAGCAGGCACAGGGAAAACGGAGAGUGUAAAGGCCUUGGCAAGCUUAUGUGGUUAUCCAUCUUGGGUCUUCAAUUGUAAUGAAGGCUUGGAUUCAGCUUCCGUAGAACGUACAUUUGCUGGAUUAUGCCAACUGGGAGCUUGGGGAAUCUUCGAUGAGUUCAAUAGGCUUGUUGAAGGUGUACUCUCUUCUAUUGCUGAAAAAAUCCAGCAAAUUGUGAUUUGUCAAAAGAAUGACAUCAACCACAUCAACUUAGUUGAUAGAGAAAUCCAAUUAAACCGCAAUGUGGGCAUUUUCGUUACAAUAAACCCGGGCUAUAUUAGCCGUAGCAGUUUUCCUCUGAAUAUGAGAAUGCUUUGCAGACCAAUUGUCAUGGAAAAGGUGGAUUUGAAAGAGAUAAUACAUGUGAUGUUGGAGUUAAAUGGUAUCACGGGUUCAAACAAAAUUUCUAACCAGUUGUGGGAUAUUUUGAAUUGCUGUCGUAUUUGCUUCGGCGACGGAAUAUACGAUUUUGGGUUGCGGUGUUCGAAAGCGAUACUUUGUUACGUACGUAGAAUAAUCAAUUCCAUGAAUGAGAGUGAGUUGACGAAUAAUGGACAACACAUGGAAUAUAUUUUAGAGCGGGCUUUAUAUUUUACACUCUCGCCACGGUUUCCAUUGGUUGAACAGGAGAUACUAGAUCGUAUACUCAGCGCUUGUUUGUCCUUGAACUCAUCCUUAGAGUUUAAUCAGCUUUGUCCGGUAUUGGCGGAUAGGGACGCGUCGUUUAUGAAUAAACUAGCAACAAAAUUCGGCGACGUAGUUGAGGGUGAUUACCUGAAGGAAAAGGCACUGCAGCUGUUUCAUCUUUUGGAAAAAUCUAAAGGAAUCAUUUUGUAUGGCCCAUCAGGAUCCGGAAAAACUUUAUGCUUAAAGGUGACAUUGGAUAUCGCUGGAGAUUUAGAAGGUACCGCAUACGACAUCGUACGUUUCGAUCCUAAUGCGUUGGACAUCGCCAACUUAUAUGGCAGCUCCAAUAGCGGCGUAUGGCACGAUGGGUUAUUUACCUAUUUCAUGCGUAAGUACACUGAUUCCGGUCGUAAGGUUGUAAUUGUUUUCGAUGGUGAUAUGAAUUCAUCAUGGGUGGAAAGCAUGAACUCCUUACUAGAUGACAACUUGGUUUUGACAUUAAACAACGGGAAUCGUAUCCAACUCACAUCUAAUAUAAUAGUUUUGUUUGAAACAAACAGCUUGAAGUACGUCACCCUUGCCACUAUGUCCCGUUGUGCGUUAGUGCGAUUUGAAAAUGAUGGUAAAUUGCAGAAAUUGCCGCAUUACGCCGAUUACUUUGAGAUCAUUGACCAGGAUUUGCGGUUAUUUCGUUAUGGGUGUUUCAAGCGUCUUUACGAUGAAAAACCAGACCUACCACACUUUAUAUUCUCCUUUGUAAAUGGUUUUGGGACAGACAUGGGACAAUUAGGAUAUCAGGAUUUAAUCAGAAAUGUGGAUAUAACAAGCCAAAGACGUGACAGAAAUAUAGAUUCGUAUAGGGAAAUUGAAGAUGCCAUUUUGGGGACGUCACAUGCCACAAAGCUUGACAUGAUUAUAACGACAUUUCUAAAGUCUUCAAUGUCUUUCGUUUUGUGUGGAUGCCAAUCCUAUACCUCCAAUUCAAUCAUAACAAACGUCGUUCUAUCUCUAGAAGGAUGGUUUGUGAAAACUUUGUAUCUUUCUCGGGAUAGUGGUCAUUCUGCUCUCCUGGAAGUUUUGUAUCAGUCUACCAACAUGAACAGAGUAGACUCCCAUUAUGUAAUGACACCAAGGGAACAAGUGAAUGGCGCGUCAAAAAUGUUUCUAUUAAUUCAGGAUGUCGAAUGCGUAACAAAGGGUUCGGGGAAAAACGGUUUCUGGCCACUUCUUCGUGAACUAAUCGAGUUUAAUUCAUUUCAGAUGAGAGAUGAGGUCGACUCUUGGAUAACAGUAUACUUACAAGACAUAUUUAUUGCAAUCGCGACGCGCCAUUCAGGUUAUGACAUGAUUCCUAACCGUUUAAAGAGGUUGUUGCCAGUUAUCAAUGUCGACCUCUGCAACUAUAUGUCUGAGGAAGGCAUUAGCCCAGGCAGCUCAAUUUUUGAGCAUGAGGCAGAUGACUCUUUCAUAUCGAAUAAUAAUCUGGCCUAUAAAUUUUACGAUGGCGUGAGGACAUUUCUAAAGGAAAAGUGCAUUGAUAUAACAGACGACAUUACAAUAUACCAAACAAUUAUGAAGGAAGCCAAUUUUGACCCUCAUUCUUGCUGGUUACUCGGGACAUUGAUUAAAUACAAAUACGGUUAUUUCCCUUCCAUUACGGAUUUCGAUAUGAAGCCAUGUGAAAUGAAAAAAAGAGACUUUGAGUCACCAUUCUUUCUUUCGACAGAUUUGACAACUAUUGAAGACUUCAAGGAGGUAUGCUACUUCAUAAGAGAAUUUUUUGAGCAUCCAUGCAACGCUCUGAGUAUAACGGGUUCUACCAUGCAUAUAAGAGAACUGUUGUGCCAAGCGCCGUCAAGCGGGAGUGGUUACAAGCUAUUAACCUUAGACUAUGCAUUAUGGAGUGGGAGAAUGGAUAAAAUCAUCGAAGGCACAGGCCUCCAAUCCCAGAAAAUAUGUUUGUACGUCGAUUGGGACAUCCUAGUUUUACAGUGCCCAGAAGUAGUGGGCCAACUUAAAAACAUGAUUGUACAAAGGGACUAUACGAGAUUUGUGACGAGGGAAAUGAUCGAACAACUUGUUCAAGAAGGGUCGGAGCAGCCCGAAGUUGACUUCGCAAAUUGUCGUUCAACACUCUUGGGCAAUAUAGAUCGAAACCUUAAGUUCGUAUUUUCAUCGCGUAUGAGAUAUUUCGAUGCGACUCUUUCAGAUAUAGGAUUCUAUUUGCACGUACCUCGACUGACACAAUCACUGAUGACUCAAAUACAAUGUGCCAUUAUGCCAACGGAUUACAACUUCGACCUACGCAAGGUAUAUGAUCUCUAUAUAGGGUUGCAUGGUGGCGUCUUUAACUUCUGCGAUUAUCUGCUAUACGUGAGAUUCACCAAAGACCUGAUAUCACAACAUGAAACGCAAACCCAAAAGGACUAUACCCGUCUCCGUGCCGGGCUCGAAAAAAUCGAGAGGGCUAAAGAUGAGGUGUCGUCCUUAAGGGCUAUGCUAGAUUCUCGGCGAACAUUUUUGGUCGCAAAAAAUGAAGAAGCCGAAAAAAAGCUAAAACAGAUCAGCCAACUACAAACGGAGGCAGGAUUAAAAAAGCAGGAAGCCGAAGAGUUGAAUGAUUCACUGGAAGAAGAGCGUUCGAUUUUGAAAACACGCAAUGAUGAAGUCCAACUUCAACUCGCUGAGGUCGCACCGCUAAUUGAACAAUCUCAGCGAGAGGUAGAAUCGAUAAACCGCAAGAGUCUCGAUGAGCUACGUUCUAUGGGAAAUCCACCUUCUAUCAUAAAACAUACGCUGGAAACGGUCGUAAUACUUUUGACCAAUUCGACAAGCACCAAUGUAUCUUGGGACUUUUGCCGAAAGUUGGUCAAGAGUUCAGACUUCAUUUCUAAGAUUUUGCACUUCGACACCCAAAUUAUAACUCCUACAACAUUUAAUAUCGUGAAGAAUUGUGUGGAAGAGCCUGAGUGGGAUAUUAAUAGAAUAAGCAAAGCCUCAAAGGCCGCAGGCCCACUUGCUAAAUGGGUUGUCUCCGUAAUGUCAUAUGGCGAGAUAGCCAUGAAUGUACGCCCUUUACUAGAAGAGGUUGAACGGUUGAAAGUGUCGAACAGAGAGAAUGAGGCCAUGCUUGAAAGACAAUCAACCCUUAUAGAGACUCUUGAAGGUGAUAUAAGUCGAUACCAAGAUGAUUACUCUGCACUGCUUGAAUCUAUAAGCACGAUGCAGUCUGAAAUCAAUAGGACAUCUGAAAGAAUAGAAAAAUCAGAGUCAUUACUACUGGAUCUUUCCGACGAAGUGGAACACUGGAAGAAAGCGAUAGAUAUUCUAGAAACAAAACAACGCUGUAUCUUAGGCAACUCUAUUAUGCAAGCAGCACUAUCGGUACUUUCUGGGAGUUUAGAGUCGCAUACACGCACGGAAUUUUACGGCAUGAUAAACGAUUUCUUUGCGGCAAAGGAUGUUCUCCAUGAUUACGAUUUCCUAUCCAUACCGAAUUUCGAACGCCAUAUACUCAAGGCCAACAUGGACUAUCGUCAUUGCAUCCUCGUGGAUGCAUCUGAUAUGCUUUAUGCCCCUCUCAUAGAAGGCCCUUAUAAGGUCGUGUCAGCCUGUGAUGAGCAUUUUAUGGCUAUGCUUGCUGCAGGCAGGGAAUGCAAUCUCGUUCUUCUUAUAACAGACAUAGUAUAUUCAACAACAACAGUAAAGCGCGCAAUACUCAACGAGGUGCGCUCAAAAGUAUUUGGUAGUGGAUUCAAUAUCAUUCUACAGAUAUCAUCAGAUGACUUACUUCGCUGCAGGAGCCCUCAAAAUGAAGAUGAGCAUUAUAUUUUAAACAUCAGCGAAUUAUGUCUCAUAUUACACCUCGAGAUGUCGGAAAACAAUUUUGAAUCAUACUGUAUGGAUAUCUUGAUGCAAGAAACCGAUCCCCUGCUUUAUAAGGCACAUCAAGAUGUAACUGUAACAGCCACCGAACUAAGCAGUGAGCUCCGUCUGCAAGAAGACGGGUUGCUAGGAUUCCUUGUGGAUACCACAGACAUUUUGGAUGACGAUACGUCUGCAUACUUUGCGGAGUACAAAAAUGAAAGAGAUAGAAUACAGUGCUCCUUGUCUGAGUGUACCGUGGUAGUCGACAAUUUUAACUCAUUAAAAUCUAACUAUUCCGAUUUCAUCUCGCUCGUUUCAGCAACGUACAAUAUAACGAAACGAUUGGGAAGAUUGGGCAGCUUCUGCUUCUUCGAUGUAUCCUUAUUGAUACACGCUAUGAAAUUAUCUCGUGGCAAUGCCGAACCCAAGAAAGCUUUUAUGCAAAUCAUUUUUGAAUGGAUAAACCAGUCUAUAUUUGCUGAAGACAGUAUGUAUUGGGGAUUUGAGCUAUUGAAUUUAUAUUGUAACCAGGUGAAGCCGUGUGACGAUAUAAGACAACUGCUGAGUGAUGUUUCGUCUCUCCAUAACGAUCCUGUGAAGAUUUUCCAGGAUAUUGAAAACAUGAAACAUGAAUAUUUAUAUUCCGAUACGAAUGAAACGUUUGGAAUAACAACUAAUGUAUUUGAUUAUUUCAACAUGGUUAUAAUUGUAACCAGGGGCUUCGAAGACCCAACUGAUUUUGUGGAAUCAUACACCAAAUCACAGGGUCAUGAUUUUAAGGCUUUGGCGAUGUCGGUUCCUUCAGAAUGCAGCGCCAUCGAAUCAAGACUGCAAUCUCUUCUAUCGAAGGGGUUUUGGGUUUUGCUUAAGAAUGCGCAUCUUGUUCCUCGGUGGUUCGAAAAAUUCGAAUCUCAAUUUCCACGCCUGUCAGAUGGACCCAAGGUCUUCAUUACCUGGGACAGCGCAGUGGAUUUGGAUAGAACGAUUCUUACACGUCGCUACAAAAUUGUAUACCAAGGAGCGGAUACACUUCACUCAAUUCUCAAUCAACUAUUCCAGACCUAUGGUCAACUAUUUGACGACCCUGACAACAGAAGAUGUCAUUUGUUGCUAAGAACACUUUUAGUUCAUGCCAUAGUGAUCUGUCGUCAAGCGUAUAUCCCAUUCGGUUGGACCAAGCCAAACACUUUUGACAACAACGAUUUGCUUCUGGCCUUUAACGCCACGUUACGUUUUGCGGAUCUUUUCGAGGACAACUUGAAACAAAUUGUCAACAUCAGCGCCGACUUUCACAGAGAUGCUACUCUGGUUCACGAAUGGCGUCAACGUGUUCACUGCAUUUAUGCUUCAAAGCUUUCGUGUGACAUCGAUAUCAACAUAAUGUGGGACAUUUUGACUUUCAUAGAACCAGGUCAAUAUCCCAUUGAGCUGCCAAAUGAGAAUAUUGUGGACUGGAUUAAACAAAUACCGAAGGUCACGGCUCCAUCUAUGAUAGGCCUUCCUAAUUGCGUUGAUACGUUGAUUCUGCAAUCCAGCGUUGGCAAACUCUGCGAAUUCGCACCUUCAUGUACACGUGGAGAUAUUCUCACGGCGCAUGGAAACAGUGAACCAUGUGAGUUCCCGAUUCAUCUGUUUGAGAACCCAGGAUCUCUUUUGGUCACAGCGUUACGUGGGCAAUGGGCCGACUGUUACAGGGAACACGACAUGGAUUUGAUCGUUGCAGAAUGCAAUAAGCUUCAAACAUUGCCAACAUCAGGGAAACCUGUUAAGGCCAAUCUAAACGUUUUUUCACAGCCGCAAAAAUUUCUGGACGUCCUCAGGUUACUCGUUUCAAGCUCAUCGGGAGUCAAGGCCGACGAUUUGGAACUUAUUGCUAGAAUUGUUCCCUCGGUCGAGUCUGACUGUGAAAAUAUCCGUGAACAAUUGUCCACUUGCCACUGUUCAUACACUAAAGAACGGUUAAUAUUGGAUAAUCUGGAAUUGGUCGGGGCAACUUACGAUUUUGCUACCCAGACCCUUUCUGUGUCAAGCACGACAACUAUUGAAAUACGCGAACCAAUAUAUGUUCAGCUACGGUGGAUAAAGCACUCUUGUGGCAAAGCGCAUCGUACAACUCUGCUACCUAUCUACAAUUCACGAAGGAUAUUGAGCUACAGUUUGAAUUUUGAUUUUGAAAAACAUGAAGAGCUGAUAUAUCUGAGAAAUGUGCGUCUUGAUGCCGUAUUUUAA